CGGCGUAGACUCUUUUCUCUGUACGCGGAGAGCCGCUCGGCCGCGCGCACGCCGGGUAUCUAGGCCGAGCCGGGAACGCCGAGAGCAUGGCCGGCGCGGGCGCGAAGCGGCGCGCGGUGGCGGCCCCGGCGGCGGCGGAGGAGGAGAGGCAGGCGCGGGAGAAGAUGCUGGAGGCGAAGCGCCUGGACGCGGACUCUGGGGGCGAAGGCGUGACCCUGCAGCGCAACAUCACACUGCUCAACGGUGUGGCCAUCAUCGUGGGCACCAUCAUCGGCUCGGGCAUCUUCGUUACGCCCACCGGCGUGCUCAAGGAGGCGGGCUCGCCCGGGUUGGCGCUCGUGGUGUGGGCUGUGUGCGGUGUCUUCUCCAUCGUGGGCGCACUCUGCUACGCCGAGCUGGGCACCACCAUCUCCAAGUCGGGCGGCGACUACGCCUACAUGCUGGAGGUCUACGGCUCGCUGCCCGCCUUCCUCAAGCUCUGGAUCGAGCUGCUCAUCAUUCGGCCCUCCUCGCAGUACAUCGUGGCGCUGGUCUUCGCCACGUACCUGCUCAAGCCUGUCUUCCCCACCUGUCCAGUGCCUGAUGAGGCAGCCAAGCUCGUGGCCUGCCUCUGCGUGCUGCUGCUCACAGCUGUGAACUGCUACAGCGUGAAGGCUGCUACCCGAGUACAGGACGCCUUUGCUGCUGCCAAGCUGCUGGCCCUGGCCCUCAUCAUCCUGCUAGGCUUCAUCCAGAUGGGAAAGGGUGAUAUUUCCAACCUACACCCUAAGUUAUCCUUUGAAGGUACCAAUUUGGAUGUGGGGAACAUCGUAUUGGCAUUGUACAGUGGCCUGUUUGCCUAUGGAGGAUGGAACUAUCUGAAUUUUGUCACAGAGGAGAUGAUCAACCCCUACAGAAACCUGCCCCUGGCCAUCAUCAUUUCCCUCCCCAUUGUCACACUGGUAUAUGUGCUGACGAACCUGGCCUACUUCACUACCCUAUCUACCAACCAGAUGCUGAUGUCUGAAGCUGUGGCUGUGGAUUUUGGGAACUAUCACCUAGGAGUCAUGUCCUGGAUCAUUCCUGUCUUCGUGGGCUUGUCCUGCUUUGGCUCUGUCAAUGGGUCUUUGUUCACAUCCUCACGGUUGUUCUUCGUGGGGUCCAGGGAGGGCCACCUGCCUUCUGUCCUCUCCAUGAUCCACCCUCAGCACCUGACACCCGUGCCAUCGCUGGUGUUCACGUGUGUCAUGACCCUGAUGUACGCCUUCUCCAAUGACAUCUUCUCCAUCAUCAACUUCUUCAGCUUCUUCAACUGGCUGUGUGUGGCCCUGGCUAUCAUCGGCAUGAUGUGGCUCCGCUUCAAGAAGCCUGAGCUGGAGCGUCCCAUCAAGGUGAACCUGGCCCUCCCGGUGUUCUUCAUCCUGGCCUGCCUCUUCCUCAUUGCCGUGUCCUUCUGGAAGACACCCAAGGAGUGUGGCAUUGGCUUUGCCAUCAUCCUCAGUGGGCUGCCGGUCUACUUCUUCGGCGUCUGGUGGCAGAACAAGCCCAAGUGGCUCCUGCAGACCAUCUUCUCUGUGACGGUGCUCUGCCAGAAGCUCAUGCAGGUGGUUCCUCAGGAGACUUAGCUUCGAGGCCUGGUGACAGGGAGAGUGUGCACUGUGACUGCUUCCAGACAGCUCACCUCGGAAAAGCAGCAUCCAGGCCUGCCAUUCUCCACAGCUCCAGUGAGCACCACCAACUGUUCUGCGUCAUCCACUGUCCCUCCACUUGUCAGGUGUUCACAGUGGCUGUGGAAGAAUACUCUGGUACGAAUUUGGUCCCAGAAGGCGACCAUCCACACAUGGCACUCGGUGUUAGCGCAUGCUGAGGCCUGUUCUUUCUGACUUUCUGGGGACUGCCACAUCUGGCCUUUCCCCCACCUCUCUGGAUUUUGUUUUGUUGUUGUAGCUUGCAUUUGAGUCAAGUUUACACUACCGAGAUGAUUAUUUUUUAACAAGACAGGGUAGCAAGGCGCAGGAGACACGUAGCCAGAGCAGUCCAGCUGUGAAUGUGAAAGCUGCUGGCCACAGCUCUUCUCAAGGCUGUCUUCUCAAGGCUGUCGUUCAGUAGCACAGUGUGACUCAAGGGGACCGCAUCACUGUUACCAGGUCGAAAGAACUACUGAGGCUCGGAUGUCACCUGUUCUACGGUGGACUUGGACUGACAGAUGGAUGAUGACACAUUCUAGCUUGGGCUGUUUUGUUUUUCUGGGGUCCUAGAGAUGGAACCCCAGCCUCCUUCAUGUGAGGCGAGUGCUCUCCUGCUGCGUUACUUUUUUAACAUUAUAAA
Molecule: messenger RNA, 2307 nt
Organism: Peromyscus leucopus (white-footed mouse)
Lineage: Eukaryota; Metazoa; Chordata; Mammalia; Rodentia; Cricetidae
Gene: Slc7a5
Product: solute carrier family 7 member 5
Exons: 10
Coding region: 87-1604 (505 amino acids)
Biological process (GO): neutral amino acid transport; amino acid transmembrane transport
Cellular component (GO): membrane
Molecular function (GO): L-amino acid transmembrane transporter activity; neutral L-amino acid transmembrane transporter activity
Source: RefSeq, a predicted model, not a curated record